Erigeron canadensis is the source of this 3186-nucleotide messenger RNA. RefSeq names its product histidine kinase CKI1-like. Gene Ontology annotation, cellular component: nucleus. Gene Ontology annotation, molecular function: phosphorelay sensor kinase activity. The record is from RefSeq and is a predicted model, not a curated record. The transcript has 7 exons. Gene Ontology annotation, biological process: phosphorelay signal transduction system; phosphorylation. The coding region runs from base 1 to 3186 and encodes 1061 amino acids. Lineage: Eukaryota; Viridiplantae; Streptophyta; Magnoliopsida; Asterales; Asteraceae.
AUGGUCACACUAAGCAUAUUCCAUUUCUUCAUUCUAUUGGCUCUGAUAUGGCUUGUGCUUCCUGGCUUAUUGAUCCCCUUUUGCAUAUCACAUAUCAAACAAGUCGAAAAGGACAUCAACUUGAUCACCGAUAAGUCUCAUCAAGAAAUAUGGUCGGUGGUACAAAAUGCAACUAGCGCAUUGCUUCCAAUGAGUUCAUCAGCAACCAAUUUAGCCAAAGUUGCAGCCUAUUCUCUUGGUAAUAAAACAGACAUCACAUUCGGAAUCAUUAAAGCUAAGGUGGCUCCUUUACUCUUUCAAGCUCUCUUAACGAUCCCACACGUGUCACAAAUAUCAUAUAUCGGAAAAGAUGGCAUGUUUUUUGCAUUAUACACUCAAUGGACUCAAGUCAACCAACAAAUCUUUGCUAUAUACUCCAAUAGUACUUCACUUUCAAAGGCCAAUAGAACCGGAAACAACUCUUUAUGGUACACUCAACCGGUAGAUUUUGAUACAGGAAAGUUAUAUGGAGAAUCUGUUAUGUUUCAUCCACAAGUUAUGGUUAACGAAAAUUGGUUACAACAAGCUAUUAACACUACAAAUGGAUAUGCUUCAUUAGGGAAGUCAUGGAAUGAUGUCAAUAAUCUUCUUGUCCUAAAUACAGCCCGUGUGCAUGAAAAUGGAGUUAUCUCGAUUGGAUUUGAGCUAAAAUCAUUAAUGGAUGUGUUUACUGGUAUUAAACCUUCUAGUGGAGGUUUGUAUUUGGUUACAAAAGAUGGGAAGAUACUAAGUAACGGGGUUCCCAAAACUCGAAUCUUUCUUGAAGGAAACACUGCAAUAUCUUUCAAGAUACUAAGAGAAAAUGGAUAUCAAGUUGGUAAUGAUCAUAAUAUAAUGUUACAACUCAAUUAUGAAGUCGCACAAUCGUAUAUUGUAGACAUUUUAGGAACAAAGUAUAUCUUAUACUCUUCUCCUUUCAAUCUCACUGGAAUACCAUCGGUAUUUGUAUUGGCAUUACCGUAUGAUGGAAUGCACAACAAGAUGCAUCAUAAUAUCAUAUUCGUGUUUGUUCUUCUUUUGGUAACGUAUCUCAUGACAACUGUCUCUAUAUUCAGUUUCAUUAUGUUUAUGGUGAGAAAAGCAAGCACGGAAAUGUGCUUAAGAGCUUCUCUUAUAAAACAAAAGGAAGCAACACAACAAGCAGAAAGAAAAAGCAAGAAUCAGAAUCUUGCUUUUGUUUCAGCAAGCCAUGACAUUCGUGCUUCACUAGCAGGCUUUGAUGGAUUGAUAGAGAUGUCAAUUAACGACGUUCGUCAAGUAUCAGAGUUAGCCAAAAAUUUUAGACUUAUGCAAGAAUGUUCUCAUCAUCUUCACAGUAUGCUGAACUCUAUUCUUGACACAAGUAAAAUAGAAGCUGGAAUGAUGGAGCUAGAAGAAAAGCCAUUCGAUAUAGUAAAAGUAGUCGAGGGUGUAGUCGACUUGUUCUAUCCUGUAGGUUUGAAUAAGGAAGUGGAUGUGAUUUUAGAUCUCCAUGAUGGUUCGUUGACCAAGUUUUCUCAAGUUAUAGGUGACGAACGCAGGCUUAGACAGAUAUUAUCUAACUUAUUAAGCAAUGCUAUCAAAUUUACCUCAGAUGGUUAUGUCUCGGUUCGAGUUCGUGCCAUGAAGCGUCGACUACAAAGCCCAAUAUUUGAUUCUAAACAUGAUCAAUCCACAACAUAUCUAUCAAGAUUCUUUUCCAAAACUAGCGAAAAGUGUGCUAACUUAGAAGGAAUAGAUGAAGUUCGUCGUGAUCAUAAUUGCAUGGAAUUUAUAUUUGAAAUAAAUGAUACUGGAAAGGGUAUUCCAAAAGAGAAACAAGGUUCAGUUUUUGAACAAUAUGUUCAGGUUAAAGAAACGGCUCUUGAAGAUGAAGGCACCGGAUUAGGACUGGCGAUUGUCCAAUCUCUGGUACGCUUGAUGGGAGGAGAGAUAAGCAUAGUUGACAAGGUUCGUGAAAAGGGGACGUGUUUCAGAUUUUAUGUUGUGUUUAAGGUUUCUCGUUCGGAUCUAUUUAGCAACAGUGAAGAUGAAAAGACACCAUCUCUUAGCAACUUGUCAGCAGGGUCAAACACUCCUUUCUGUAGUCCCAUACGUCAAGAUUCCAGUUCUUCUACAGUUGUUCUCUUCAUUAGUAGCGACGCAAGACGAAGAAUGGCACAAAAGUUUCUACGAGCCCAAGGGAUUAAAGUUUUAGCAGUAGAAAACAUACAACUACUUUUAGAAACUCUCAGGGGAUUCAGACAAGAACAGAAUAGCAUAUGCGCUUUAAGACCCGGUCUAAACUUAAGUUUUGGGUAUCUGAUACGUUCCAUAUCUAGGGAAUCGAGCCCAAAGAAUGUUCCUUUAAGUGUUUUAGAUGGGACUGAUGUGUCACCGGCCAGAAGGACUAAUCGGGCAACUGUUUCAGGUUUCAUAUUGCUUGUGAUUGACACAACUCGGGCUGAUUUUCAUGAGCUAUGCAAGGUGGUGGCUGAAUUCAGAAAAAACUCUAAGAAUGCUUGUUUUAGAGUUGUUUGGUUAGGAUUCAGGUGCAUGAAAGUCCAUGGUUUGGACGAGAAGCAUCUCCCACCAUCGGAUAUCAUCAUACCUAUGCCACUUCAUGGGUCACGUCUAUACUCAUUGAUUGAUCUUCUCCCAGAUUUCGGAGGUAUGAUUCCGUGCACACCACCUCAGGGGAAUCAACGUACGCCAAGUAGGCAAGAUGAAAUACAAGAAAUCUCUAAAAUUUCGCCAAGUAGCAGUAGUCCUUUGAGAGGGAAAAAAGUGUUGCUGGUUGAGGAUGAUAAAUUGCAACAGAUGAUAGCCAAGAAGAGUCUUUUGAAGCAUGGUCUAGUAAUUGACACAUGCACAAAUGGGGAAGAAGCAUUGACUUUGGUCUCCAAGAGUUUGAAUGAUCAAAGAGAUCUUGGAGCUUCACAUAUUCUACCAUAUGAGUAUAUUUUCAUGGAUUGUCAGAUGCCAGUGAUGGACGGCUGUGAAGCAACAAGGCAGAUACGACUAAUAGAGAAAGAUUAUGGUGUCUGUAUCCCCAUCAUUGGGCUAACAGCUCAUGCAGAAGGCGAAGAACUAAACACAUUUUUGGCAGCAGGGAUCAAUAUUCACAUAUGCAAACCACUGAAUGAGCACAAGAUACUGAAAGUGGUUAAAGAUCUCCACAGCAGAUAA